AUGGCUCCACUGGAUAAAAAAAUUAAGAAGUUCUUGAAGAAUUCAAUUAGGGUUGCACCUAAGAUUUCUGACAAAGGUGAACUAGCAGAAUUGAGAACAGGCCUAGUAUCACAAUAUCCACAGACUCGUAAAGAUGCAAUCAAACAGACUAUUAAACAAAUGACGCUUGGGAAGGAUGUAUCUACGUUAUUUCCCGAUGUGCUAAAAAAUAUCGCAACAAAUGAUAUAGAACAAAAGAAAUUGGUAUAUCUUUAUGUGAUGAAUUACGCUGAAAUACAUCCAGAACUAUGCAUACUAGUUGUGAAUACUUUUGUUACAGAUGCACAAGACCCUAAUCCGUUGAUUCGUUGUAUGGCUAUUAGAACUAUGUCUAUGAUUCGUGUGGAUAAAAUUUUGGAGUAUAUCGAAACGCCUUUACGUAAGACACUUCAAGAUGAUAACCCAUACGUUAGGAAAACAGCUGUGAUAUGUGUUGCCAAAUUAUUCCAAUUGAAUAAAGAGUUAUGUAUUGAACUUGGUGUCCUUGAAGAUCUGUCUAAUGCUUUAGGUGAUGAGAAUCCAAUGGUGAUUGCUAAUGCAAUUGCAUCCUUGGCAGAAAUAUACAAUUUAGAUGAAUCAGCUGUUCCAUUACCCACAUUAAUUCAAUCUCAUGUUGAUCAGUUUUUGAAUGCGUUAAAUGAAUGUACAGAAUGGGCUAGAGUUACCAUAUUAACUGCAUUGUCAGAAUAUCGUGCUGCAGACUCUUUAGAGGCUCAAAACAUUAUAGAUAGAGUAACCGCACACUUACAACAUGUUAACCCAGCUGUUGUCUUAGCCACCAUUAAAGUCAUAAUUAAAAACCUUGGUAUUAUUGAUGGAGGUCAAAAGAGUGAUCUUAUCAUGAAAAAAAUUUCUUCAGCAUUGAUUUCUCUUAUGUCAACUCCACCUGAAUUACAAUAUGUUGCUUUAAAAAAUAUAAGAAUAAUCCUAGAGAAAUACCCUGAAAUACUGACGAAAGAAUUGAGAAUUUUUUACAUUAAAUUUAACGAUCCUUUAUAUGUUAAAUUAGAAAAAGUUGAAAUUUUGAUUAGAUUGGUAGAUCCAUCAAAUUUGAAACAGUGUACAUUGCUAUUAAAUGAAUUAAAGGAAUACUCCAUGGAAUUUGAUCCAGAAUUCGUCUCUCGUUGCAUCUUAGGUCUUUCUCAAUUAGGUAUCAAAUACUCUGAUGAAAGAUUUAUACAGAAAGUUUUAGAUAUACUAGUAGAAUUACUUGAAUCAGGUCAGGAUUCCAUCAAGGAUGAUUGCUGUAUUGCUAUGUGCAACUUAUUAAGACAUUGUCCAACUAAUGCAUCUAUGAGUAAAAAUAUUUGUUCUAUAUUGAAUUCAUGGGUUUCACCUGUAACCUUAUUACAACAAGACACGGCGAAGUGUAAUUACAUAUGGCUAAUGGGUGAAUAUCCCCAAUAUUUCUCAACUUUAAACGAUAAGAUUGAUGAAUUUGUUGAAAAUUUUAGCGCCGAAAGUACAUUAACACAAACUUCAUUAUUAAUAACGGUGGUAAAAUUACAUAAUUCAUUAAAAGGUAGUGUACUACAAACUGUACUCGAGGCAGCUACACAUGAAACGUCAGAGAUAGAUGUAAGAGAUAUGGCGAUGAUAUAUUGGAGAUGUUUAUCGAUUGAUGAUUCUUCUGCGCUAGUGUCACAACUAUGUAACUUACAUGCUCCUGUAAUCAACAGUACGAUUGACUCAUUUACACCAGAAGUACUAGAAAAAUUGUUGAGCCAAUUAGGAACAAUAAGUUCAGUAUAUUUUAAACCAAUGGAUGAUUCUAUGCGUAAACAACUGCAACAUCAAAACGUAAUCAAAGGUAAACACUUUGAUGAGCUACAGAGUCUUGCCAAAAAUGAAUUGGAAAGUAAAAAUAAUGAUGAUAUUUUAUUAGAUUUUGAUUCAGAGUCGGUGAACCAAAAUACAUCGGCCCAAACACAAAACAACAACUUACUAAGUGAUCUUGACGAUCUAUUCGACUUCGGUGCAACAGCUACACCAAACAACAAUUCUACACCUGGAACGGUGACCGAAGGUAUGAAAAAUCUGUCCUUAAACAACGAUGCCUCUAAAUCGAAUACAACUAGUUCUAAUACCGAAGAUUUAUUAAAUCUAUUUUAA
Molecule: messenger RNA, 2151 nt
Organism: Maudiozyma saulgeensis
Lineage: Eukaryota; Fungi; Ascomycota; Saccharomycetes; Saccharomycetales; Saccharomycetaceae
Source: the annotation of a GenBank genome assembly